Molecule: messenger RNA, 912 nt
Organism: Paramecium sonneborni
Lineage: Eukaryota; Ciliophora; Oligohymenophorea; Peniculida; Parameciidae
Source: the annotation of a GenBank genome assembly
AUUAGGUUAGAUGAUAAAAAUUAAUGUGGCGAAAAGUAAUCAAUAUUCUAUAAUUAUUUUUAGAUACAUGUAUUAAUUCAAUAGGUAGUCUAAAAGUAAUUAUAUGUUGCAAAUUUAGUUAACUCUAGUUAUUAUUGAUGCAUGAUGAUAGAAACUAUUGAAUUAAAAAAAGAUUUUCUUACUUUUUCAUCAACAAAUUUUGGAGCUGAACCUGAAACAAAAAAGAAAAAAUUGAAUAAUGAUGACAAGUAAGACUUGAUGCAUAUAUUUAGAUUCUUAUUAUACGGUUGAUGGAUUAUUAAACAAUAGUUAAAAUGCUAUGAAAUUCAUUGAGGAAGAUUAUUUAAAAAAUAAUCAAUAAUCUUUAUUCAUAAUAUAAAAUAUUUAUGAUAGUUUUUGGACCUAAUUAUAGAAUAAACAGUGAAUUUUCAGUUUGAUACAUAUAUACCUCAUUAUUAGAAAACGUUUAAAGGCAUUAGAGCUACAGCAUAUUAGUUACUUAGCAUUUAAGAUGAAUUGAUAAAAAAUAUUAAAUUAGAGCUAAAAAAAAUAAGAUUUGCUUGUAAGUUUCAUUUUUAAGCAACUCUGAAAAUUUAUUUACUGGAUUAAAAAUUAUAUAAUUUGGAAUCUAAUAAUCAAAACAAAAGCUUAAAGUAGGAUUAAAUAUAAUCUUUUAAGCGACAAUAUUUUGGAGAUAAGAGGAUUACGCAAGAUUAUUACAAAUGUUUAGAGAUUAAAAUAAAAAUUUGUGGAAGGAAUAAUUUAGAGUUAUUAUAAGAAAUUUUAUAUUUCUUUGGAAGAGAAAAGCAAAUUCUUGAUAGUAAUUAGAAAAUCUUAUCAAUUAAUCUAGGAAUUUCUCUAACGUGUUCUUUUGUGAGGGUAGAGGAUGUUUCAUGUUUAAUUUGGAUAUGA